AUGAACCCUUUAAAGCUUGCUGUUGUGGGUGGUGGACCAUCUGCGUUCUAUGUCGCGUCCAGGAUCCUCAAAGUACUACCUGAAGCUACUGCACCAAAUGUUCGUGUGCAUCUCUACGACCGCCUUUGGGCACCUCAUGGCCUAGUACGCUAUGGUGUAGCGCCAGACCAUCCCGAAGUCAAGAACUGUACGCACAAAUUUGACCAGACCGCCGAGGACAAUCGUUUCCGUUUCUUUGGGAAUGUAGACAUCGGCAAUACCGCUCCUUCAAUACCUGAAGCACUCUCACUACCACUCAGCUCGAUAUUUCGAAACUAUACGCACGUCUUGUUUGCGACAGGGUGCACUCUCCCCACACUUCAUGCUGCUCUGCCGCCCUCUCCGUACUGCAUACCGGCCCUUUCUAUGGUGCAUUGGUACACGCAGCAUCCAAACGUGCCAUCUUCACCCCCGCCUCUUGACAAAAUAUCCCACGUAUCUCUCAUUGGCAAUGGGAACGUCUCCCUCGAUGUAGCUCGCAUGCUGCUCACUAACGUAGAUAUCCUGGCAAAAUACGACGUUCCCUUGCCCGUCCUCGAAGUUCUGUCGCGUUCAACAGUCAAGCACGUCUCCAUAAUCGGGCGACGAGGACCCCUCGAAGCCGCUUUUACCAUGAAAGAGCUUCGGGAGAUGAUAAAUCUUCCGGAAGCGUCCAUGGUACCGCUCGAUACAUCCUUAUUCAGUCCAGCGAAAGACGUUUCGUCGUUAACGCGUCAACAAACCCGUUCUCUAACACUUCUCCAACAUGGAUCGAAGAACCGCCCAGGGAGCACAGAGAAAACCUGGUCGCUCGACUUCUUCCGGUCGCCGAUCGGACUCGUCCCUCCCACACCCUCCUCCUCUUCACCUGCGUCCUCCGCCCGGCUCACGCUCUCACAUACCAUGCUCGACCCCACAACCCAACGUGCGGUCGACACUGGCGCGACGUCCACGAUAUCUACCGACCUCGUCGUCACCUCCCUCGGAUUCCAGGGCGAGCCAACGGCGCGGUUCUACGAUCCAGGUUUAAGACACCUUCGCACGGUCGGCGGGCGAGUGGUCAGCUCAACAGGCACAACUCUCAGGAACGUGUACGCGUCUGGAUGGGCGGCGACUGGUGCAAAGGGUGUUUUGGUAUCGACUAUGAUCAAUGCGUAUGGGGUAGCGGAUACGAUCGUGGCGGAUUGGCAGAAGGGUCAGGAAGUGGCGGAGAGUGAGGUGAAGGCGGAAGAGCAGGGUAUAGGAUUGGCGGAGGACCCUCAAGUGCAUGAUUUGCCGCCUUUAUGCGUGGAUCCGGAUCUGGAGUCGUUGCCGGAGGAAGUGGAAAAGGGCCUGAGGGAGAAGCAGGUUACGCGGUACACGGAUUGGCGGAAGAUUGACGCAGAGGAGGUUAGACGGGGCGAGGCGCUGGGCAAGGAACGAGAGAGGAUGAAGUGGUCGGAGGCCCAUCGGCUGCUGGCCCAGUGA
Molecule: messenger RNA, 1485 nt
Organism: Cyclocybe aegerita
Lineage: Eukaryota; Fungi; Basidiomycota; Agaricomycetes; Agaricales; Hemipholiotaceae
Source: the annotation of a GenBank genome assembly